AUGACAUUAAUCCGAAGUGAAUUCUAUUAUAAUUCAGGCACUCUCCUCAAAGAUGUUAAAAUGUCUGAUCGUGACCUUAUUAUUAGUCGGAAUUGCCUUGAAAUCUAUGGUAAAAAUGAAUGCGAAUAUUGCUUUUUGUAUUGCAGAGAUACAAUGCAGUCAUUUUCUUUUGAAUCUAAUCCACAAAUCAAAAUAAUAGGAUCAUAUGGAUUUUAUUCAUGUACGAAACUUACAAGAAUUGACUUAUCGCAGUGCACAAAACUUAUCACUAUCAAAGAAAAUGCAUUUUGUAAAUGCUCCUCUGUCACAGAACUUCUUUUACCCGAAGGACUUCAAAACAUUAUGCAAUAUGCAUUUUCUUCAAUGAAACUCCAAUCAGUAGUAAUUCCUGCUUCUGUUUUGAUGAUAUAUGAUAAUGGUCUCGGAAAUAUGGAGACAUUAACAUCGAUUACGUUUAAAGAAGGUUCAAAACUUCAACAGCUUUGGAAUAAUGCUUUUAUUAGUACGAGAUUAAUAGAAUUUACAGUUCCUGAAUCAGUAUCCACAAUUAUUGGAACUUUUCUGCAGGAUGUUCCAACAUUAAAAACUAUUAAAGUACAUCAAAACAAUAAAAACUUCGAGGAUGAUCUUCAUGCAGUUUAUUCAAAAGAUUAUACGUCUAUUUUAGCUUUUGCAGCAGAUUCUACUUCUAGUUACGUAAUUGAUUCAAGAGUCACAAAUAUUAAUGCAGGAGCAUUUAUCAGUGCAAGAUGCACAUCAAUAACUAUCCCUCCUUCUGUUGCAACAAUUGGAGGUUAUGCUUUUGCUCACACAGAAAAUCUGAAACAAAUUACAUUACCGCCAAAUCUCAUAAUUAUUCCAGAUUCUUGCUUUUUAAACUCUGGUAUUACAUCUAUUGAUAUCCCAGAUCAUGUGACAACCAUCAGUAGAUCUGCUUUCUCUAGAUGCUUGGCACUUAAAACAGUUUUAAUUCCAGGAAGCGUUACAGAUAUUGGUGGAAGCGCAUUUCCUUCUUCAGGCAACAUAAAUUUUACAUUUAAAGGAAAUUCUUCUAUUAUUAUUGAUAGUCAAAUGCUUAUGAUGGCAAAAGAUAACACAUCAAUUUCUAUGCUUCUAUCCUCAGAAGCUACUUCAAUUGUGAUUCCAAGCCAAGUUAAAACAAUCAAGAAGUCAGCAUUCGUUCAAAAAGAAAAGUUAACAUCUAUUACUUGUGAAGGUUCUUCAGAAGUUGAAUCAAUUGAAGACUAUGCAUUCUAUCAAUGCACAAAUUUGAUAUCGAUUCCCCAUUUCCCAAAGUUAAAAACAAUCGGUAUUGAAGCAUUUCGAGAAACAAAACUUUUAUCUGAAUUCUCUUUUCCUUCUACAUUCGAAUCAAUGGAUUUAUACGCAUUCCUUCGUGUUUCCUCAUUACCGAGCAUCUCUUUUUCUUCUACAGGAGAAACAUUAACCAUCAGUAACUAUGCAUUUUUAGGAUGCAGUUCAUUGACAAGAAUUUCAUUUAUUGGAUGCACAAGUAGUGUUUCAAUUGGGAUAAAUUCUUUUGCUGAUUGCACUUCGCUUUCAAUGUUUAGAGUUAUUUCUAAUAUUGUCAGUGUCGACUCAGGAUGCUUCAUGAAUUGUGGCAUAAGAUCAAUUAGUUUCGACAAUAGCUUGACUGCUUUCGACAGUCUUCCAUCAAUGUUUUUGAAAGGAUGCGUAAACAUUGAAGAAAUUAUUAUUCCAACUAAUAUUAUUUCGAUUGGAAGCGAAUGCUUUAGUGGAACAUCAAUUAGACAAAUAUCAAUACCUGACAGUGUCCAAGUUCUUUCAUCUCAAUGUUUCAGUAACUGUAAAUCACUCGAACGCGUUGAUAUUUCAUCGAGUUGUUCCCUUCUAAAAAAUUCCCCUGCAAUUUUCGAAAAAUGCACCUCACUUUCAUAUAUUAGCGAUUUUAAGAGUGAUGCCUUCGUAUGCGUGAAUAGUACAAUAUAUGAUGCUAAUUUCAGCAACGUCUAUUUACAUGCACCAGGCUGCACGGACAACUACAUAAGUUUCGACAGACGCCUUGUAAAUGUAAGAGAAAGCGCAUUCAUUAAUAGUAUAUUUGUUGAAAUUGUUGUUUUUGUCGAUAACAGUGUUGCUCGUAUUGAACGUCUUGCAUUUGCAUCAUGUACGAGUCUUAAACAGAUCAGUAUCCCAUCUAGUGUUAAUUUUAUUGGUGAAAGCGCUUUCAUCAACUGCGAAAAUCUUCAAUGUGGUGUACUAUAUCAAAAUAAAUCGAAAGUAUUUGUUGAUGCAUUAAUAUCAAGCGGACUUUCAAAAACUGCACUACAUGCAUGCAGUAUAUUCAGCUGUAAAUCACAUUAUGACUUUCCUAUUGGUUUUUCAUUAUUUGCCGUUUUUAUUAUGAUGUGA
Molecule: messenger RNA, 2394 nt
Organism: Trichomonas vaginalis G3
Lineage: Eukaryota; Parabasalia; Trichomonadida; Trichomonadidae
Product: regulation of response to stimulus
Exons: 1
Coding region: 1-2394 (797 amino acids)
Source: RefSeq, a predicted model, not a curated record